This is a messenger RNA of Cucurbitaria berberidis CBS 394.84, 993 nucleotides long. RefSeq lists its product as uncharacterized. Bases 1 to 993 code for a protein of 330 amino acids. NCBI's taxonomy places the organism in Eukaryota, Fungi, Ascomycota, Dothideomycetes, Pleosporales, Cucurbitariaceae. The record is from RefSeq and is a predicted model, not a curated record. The transcript is spliced from 2 exons.
AUGCAGCCUAUACUAGUUCACUAUUGUCACUGCACUUACAAUACGCCUGUUCCCUACAGUCCUUCGGUCUUCUCUCAGAAUAUAUCUUGCUCACACUGCGGCUCCAUAUCAACUGGCAUCAACGUUCGAGCAAAGGCAGAAGAAGACGCAAACAUGCAGCAAGACGAACUCACGCAGCUGUUCUCAGCCCACAUGAACCUUGCCCAAGCCCCGCCUCAGCAAGUACCGCAACCUCAAGUACAGGAACAACCUGCGCAACAGCAAGAGCAAGCAGAGGCCCCCAAACAGAUCAUCUACGCCUCUCAACACUAUACUCACACUCAUCACGUUAUAUCUUCCCGUAGCGUUUCCGAACCACCGGUCAAGACGCACAUCGAUUCGUCAGACCUAGCUGCCGUCCUCAUGCGCAACAGCAUCGACCCAUCCCUGCUUUUCCCCUCCCAAAUUGACCUUUUCCAAAAUGCAGACGAUGAUCAACGCUUACGACUGCUUGAGCUGUGGCGUAUCUCGCCUCCACAAGGUCGUCAAGGCUAUCCAUCAGGUACAGACUACAAUAUGUCACGCCAACUCUAUGACUGGCCGCCAACAAGCCUGGCACAAGAAGAGACUAUGGCUAAGCUGAGAUACGAGAGAAAUCAAGAGUCUGCACAGCAGGAGCAUAUUAAGCAACACGAGCAGCAGCUAGAACAAAGUAUGGGUGUGGGCAGCACAUCACCCAUCGCGCAGCACGCAGAGCCAUACAUGGCUUCGGGGUAUGAGAUGAUGGCCAGGCGGGAGUAUGAAGACUCUGCACGUCCAGCAGAGAACCCUUUGAAAGAGAGCAACAAAUACAACCAGGCAACAGACCCAGUGUAUAACUCUGCUGGCAAUAACGGACUGUGGCAGAAGAAUGUUGGUAGUAUCUUGGACAUGGAGAACAACUACGGGGCGUACGCUUACGCUAGAGAGAACGGGUUUCAGCCGAUGCAUGGUGAUGAAGAGAUGGUCAUGUAG